AUGUCUGACAACGGCGAGGUCGAGGUCGAGGUCGCCAGCUACCAGGUCCUUCCCAAGGACGUCGUCUCCGAGAUUGGCAGCGUCAAGCUGUUCAACCGAUGGAGCUACGAGGAUGUCGAAAUCCGCGACAUCUCCUUAACCGACUACGUCCAGAUCCGAUCCCCCGUAUACAUCCCUCACUCUGCCGGCCGAUAUGCCGCCAAGCGAUUCCGGAAGGCCAACUGCCCCAUCAUCGAGCGGUUGACGAACUCGCUGAUGAUGCACGGCCGCAACAACGGCAAGAAGUUGAUGGCCGUCCGCAUCGUCGCGCACUCCUUCGAGAUUAUCCACCUCAUGACCGACCAGAACCCUAUCCAGAUCGCCGUCGAUGCCAUCGUCAACUGCGGACCCCGAGAAGACAGCACGCGUAUCGGCUCGGCCGGUACCGUCCGGCGGCAAGCCGUCGAUGUCUCGCCUCUCCGAAGAGUCAACCAGGCCAUCGCCCUGCUCACCACCGGCGCGCGAGAGGCUUCCUUCCGCAACGUCAAGUCGAUCGCCGAAUGCCUGGCUGAGGAGCUGAUCAACGCUGCCAAGGGGAGCAGCAACUCGUACGCGAUCAAGAAGAAGGACGAGUUGGAGCGUGUCGCCAAGAGCAACCGAUAA
Molecule: messenger RNA, 642 nt
Organism: Durotheca rogersii
Lineage: Eukaryota; Fungi; Ascomycota; Sordariomycetes; Xylariales; Xylariaceae
Product: 40S ribosomal protein S5
Exons: 4
Coding region: 1-642 (213 amino acids)
Biological process (GO): ribosomal small subunit assembly; translation
Cellular component (GO): cytosolic small ribosomal subunit; ribosome
Molecular function (GO): structural constituent of ribosome; mRNA binding; rRNA binding
Source: RefSeq, a predicted model, not a curated record